AUGGAUGAAUUAUGCACUCCUUCCCCUCUCAGAACGAGCAGCAAACCACGCGCCAUGGUGGACGGAGACGGAGCACCGAAAAUGGCGGUCCAGUAUGAACUGAGGCCGGGGCAGACUCGUCUCUUCCACGAGCUCCCCUCCGGUCUGUCCAUGGAGGUCAUCGCACAAGAAAGCGACAGCAAAAGCGGUGGAGACCUCAACCCACCGCUAGUGUUUGUGCACGGGAGCUACCACGCCGCCUGGUGCUGGGCUGAGCAUUGGCUGCCUUUCUUCUCCAGCCACGGGUUCGACUGCUAUGCCGUCAGCUUGCUCGGUCAGGGUGAAAGUGAUGCACCAUCUGCUCCUGUUGCUGGUUCCCUCCAGACACAUGCGGCUGAUAUUGCGGACUUCAUUGACAAAAAACUUAGCUCGCCUCCGGUUCUGAUUGGACAUUCAUUCGGAGGGCUUUUUGUCCAACACUACAUAGCAAACAUGAGAAAUAAGCAAAGUACAGAGAGGGAUGGUUUGUUCCCAGACGUCGAAGGAGCUGUGCUUCUUUGCUCCGUACCUCCUUCCGGCAAUAGGGGCAGGGCGUGGCGGUUUCUCUUUACCAAACCUAUAGCAAUUUAUAAGGCCAUUCGCAGCAUGGCUUUUAAAGGUUUUCAAACUUCUCUUCCGCUUUGUAAGGAGACAUUCUUUUCUGCUGCAAUGGAGGAUCAUCUGGUGCAACGUUACCAGGAACUACUGAAGGGUAGUUCAAGGAUGCGGGUAAUUGAUGUAUGGCAGAUGAAUGCUUCUCUUCCAGCUCCUGUGCCGAAAUCUUCCGUUCAAAUUCUCGUAGUGGGCGCAAAUGAUGAUUUCUUACUGGAUGCUCAAGCCAUACGAGAAACGGCUGAAUACUAUGGUGUGCCGCCGAUUUGUGUCGAAGGGGUGGCUCAUGACAUGAUGCUAGAUUGCUCAUGGGAGAAAGGCGCGGACGUUAUCUUGUCAUGGCUGAAGGGUUUGCGAAAGGACCAGAGAUGA
Messenger RNA from Eucalyptus grandis, 1002 nucleotides. RefSeq lists its product as uncharacterized. The record is from RefSeq and is a predicted model, not a curated record. The coding region runs from base 1 to 1002 and encodes 333 amino acids. NCBI's taxonomy places the organism in Eukaryota, Viridiplantae, Streptophyta, Magnoliopsida, Myrtales, Myrtaceae. The transcript has 9 exons.